This is a messenger RNA of Cygnus olor (mute swan), 10559 nucleotides long. It is a transcript of the gene SESN3, whose product is annotated as sestrin 3. Lineage: Eukaryota; Metazoa; Chordata; Aves; Anseriformes; Anatidae. Bases 1209 to 2690 code for a protein of 493 amino acids. Gene Ontology annotation, molecular function: L-leucine binding; oxidoreductase activity, acting on peroxide as acceptor. Gene Ontology annotation, biological process: cellular response to leucine starvation; regulation of response to reactive oxygen species; cellular response to L-leucine. The record is from RefSeq and is a predicted model, not a curated record. The transcript has 11 exons. Gene Ontology annotation, cellular component: nucleus.
GGCGGUGGUGGUGGUGGGGGGGGAGCCGCCUCCGCCGCCGGGCAGUACCGGGUGUGCGGGAACUGCCGCAAGGUGCCCAGACAGCUGAUACUUGGUGCUGGGCUCUGAGCUCAGCUUGCGAGAAAUGCAGUGGAUCAGAGAAGUGCACAUCAGCAGCGCCUGCCUCUUAACCGUUUCCUUCCAGCAUCCCGUCCCUCCUCGGCGGCAGCUCGCUGCUGCGUUCAGGGGGAACGAGUGCUUAAAAAGAGAGUUCUCCGGGGUUAAAGCCUGAAACAGCUUCAGACUUGACAUACGUCUGAAGACACACAAAUUAUCCGGUGCCAAAUGUGUCUGUGGAGAGAGCAGGGAGGGAGCGGGCUUUGUUCUGCCAAAUAAUCAGAAUGUUUUGUUGACAAAUAAACUGGUGCUUGGCAGCGCUUCUAUACCUAAAAUUAAAUUUAAAUUAUUGAGUUGGUCUUUUUUUUUUUUUUUUUUUGAAGCUGUAGCCUCAUCGUGCUGGGGAGGUCCUUUUAUACCGCUUUAGCAUUGGGGUGGGGGGGCAGGAUUAGGUUUUACUUCCCUGCUAAUAGGAAACUUUCUCAGAUUAGAUGUGGUUUUUAGCUAUUUAGGGGGGAUGGUGGUUGUAUGGUAAAGCAGAGGAGCCCAGAUGGGUCUCUUGAAGGCAACUCACUGCUGUCCUGGUUUGUCUAUGGUCCGUUGAACUACUUCUGUUGCAAAAUUGUGGAAAGAGAAGAGAAACCUAACAGCAGCCCAUGAAACCCAGCCGAUCUCUUGUAGGUGUUUUGUGCUUGCACUCGGGCAUCGUUGCAUCUGUUUUUCCUAGGCUGGGCAAUAAACAGAAGUAUAAAGCUGCUGGCUCCAUCUGUAGUCAUUUAAAAGUCGGGCUAAUGAAAUCAGUGUAAAUUUUAACCUUUUGCACUUCACUGGCAAGCAAACAAGUAGAAAACGGGGCGGGGGGGGGGGGGGGGGGGUAGGCUUGGUGGAAGUGAGACGUGAGUGCGACCUGAGUCUCCGAGUAAUAAUCUUCAGAUAAGUGCUGCCUCAUCUGUUCUUUUGAUGGCUUUUUUUUUUUUUUUUAAUGCUCAUGUGAUAAUACGCUGGGAGAAUGAUUGGUCUUCAAACGUGCUGAAUCUCUUCUGCCCUCCUCAGUCUUAAGGCUUGAGCUGAAGGCACUCGAAUGCUUGCAGCGUCGGCAGCGCUGUUGGCAAAUGUCGCAGGGGGCAAAACAAGGCUGCUGCUCCCUGCCCUGUAACGAAACUGGAAAUAGCCUAGCAGAUUUGGGAUGCUCACAGGCGAAGGAAAAAAGAGUCCAAGUUUCUCCACCGUUAACAAGAGGACCAAGUGCCUUUAUACCAGAGAACGAAGUUAUGCAAGCAAAUGGUUUGGAUGAACGUACUAAUCUUCUUGUGGAAGAAUACUCUACAUCUGGUCGCCUGGACAACAUCACGCAAGUCAUGAGUAUCCAUACUCAGUACCUGGAGUCUUUCCUCCGCAGCCAGUUCUACAUGUUGCGCAUGGAUGGGCCCCUUCCUUUGCCCUAUAGGCACUACAUUGCUAUAAUGGCAGCUGCCAGACAUCAGUGUUCCUACCUAAUAAAUAUGCACGUUGAUGAGUUUUUGAAGACUGGCGGGAUUGCAGAAUGGUUGAACGGUUUAGAAUACAUUCCCCAAAGACUGAAAAAUCUGAACGAAAUAAACAAACUCCUUGCACACCGACCCUGGCUGAUCACAAAAGAGCACAUUCAGAAACUUGUCAAGACUGGGGAAAAUAAUUGGUCUCUUCCUGAACUGGUGCAUGCUGUUGUCCUGUUGGCACAUUAUCAUGCCUUGGCAAGUUUUGUAUUUGGUAGUGGCAUUAAUCCAGAGAGAGAUCCGGAUACAUCUAAUGGAGUCAGACUUAUAGCAGUCAACAACUUCUGUGUCUGUGAUCUUGCCAAUGACAACAACAUAGAAAAUGCAUCCCUCACAAGUAGCAACUUUGGGAAUGUCAUGGUGUUUUUGCAGAUUGCCGAUUCUUUAAGUGAGCUGGAGGCCUUAAUGGAGAGGAUGAAGAGGCUACAAGAAGAUAAAGAGGAUGAAGAAGCCUCUCAGGAAGAAAUGGACACUCGCUUUGAGAAGGAAAAGAAGGAGAGCCUGCUAGUAAUUAGUGGAGCAUUUGACGAUGAAAUAGUUUCCACAGAUGUCUCCCGCUAUAUUGAAGAUCCUGGGUUUGGGUACAAAGACUUCGCAAGGCGAGGAGAAGACCAUCUGCCAACAUUCAGAGCUCAGGACUAUACUUGGGAAAAUCAUGGCUUUUCCCUUGUAAACAGGCUUUAUUCUGAUAUUGGGCAUCUCCUCGAUGAGAAGUUUCGGAUGGUGUAUAACCUCACGUAUAACACUAUGGCAACACAUGAAGAUGUUGAUACAACUACUCUUAGAAGAGCUUUAUUUAACUAUGUCCACUGUAUGUACGGAAUCAGGUAUGAUGACUAUGAUUAUGGAGAAGUUAAUCAGCUACUUGAACGCAGCCUGAAGGUUUACAUAAAGACAGUGACCUGCUACCCGGAGAGAACUACCAAGCGCAUGUACGAUAGUUACUGGCGUCAGUUCAAGCACUCGGAGAAGGUUCACGUAAAUCUACUUCUAAUGGAAGCUCGUAUGCAAGCAGAACUUCUGUAUGCCCUUCGUGCCAUAACUCGUCACUUAACCUGAAGCAGUCACUGGGAGGGAGUAAAGGAAUUUUACCGAGUAUGUAAAGACCUUUUGAAAUAGAUACACGCCAGAAGCUGUUUGUGAUGUAGCAUCAGGUUAUUCAAAUUCUCUAGUGUCAAAGUUUAGCCGUGUUUCUCGACGGCUGUAAUGUGCAAUGACGUGUUUUAUUUUCUUGAUGCUUAACAUUACUAAUGAUAACAAAAGUAACACUGAGGAGCACUACUCUGCAUUGUUUCCGGUUGGAUUUCUGCACAGUGGUCAGAAUCCUAAAACUCUUUUUAUUAUAUUCGAUUCUAGCGCUUUGUUCUUUAAGCACCGGAGUGAAGUGCUUAGAGACUUCUUUUCCAAGCAAUCAUUUUUCAGAUUAGUGGAGUCCACCAGAAGAUCGGUUCUGCCUGUUCCGAGAACGUACCACCAUGUCAUAACUCUGACAGAGACGCACACGCUGUGUUGCAUUGAAUUGCCCACUGGAUUCUUCUGUGUCUCCUGGAGACUGCUUGCCAGUCACUGUCUUACUACAGCAAUUGAAGGUGAUGUGAAAUGUGGAUGCAAACAUUGACCACACUUUAAUGUGAAAUUAAUCGUGACAAAUUCUACAGCAUGCUACUGAAGUGCAAAAUUCAUCUGCUUUAUGAUGCCUCUUCCCAAGAGAAGAGCCCUCACAAUUUGCCAUUUCAGCUACACUUACCGUGUCUCAAUCAUGCAUAAUCUUGUUUUACCGACAGUCACCCUCAGUUGUCUUUACAAUAUCCAUGCUCAUCCCAUGUUGCAGUUUGUUUAGUUGGCACCUAUAAAGUUGAUACACAGGCUGACCAAAAAUAGGGUUGUGGGUUUUUUGCACUCUCUUCUUUCUCGAUGUUCUAAGUAAGGAAAGUAAAGGAAGGCUAGCAUAUCUGUUCUUUCAUAUUGGAUGUGCAGAAAUUUAUUUCCCAUAACUUCUUCAUAGCAUGAAGUCUUAAUAUUCAAAGUUUAAAAGUUUCUAUGCAUUAGUGUGGGUGAACAAAAGAAAAGUGCAAUAUUUAAAAAGAAAGCAAGCUUUUUUCCCUAUUGUGUCACUGCUAAAGUGUCCUUUUUAUAUAGCCAUAAAGAAAUUUUGAAACCAAAUUUCUUUAUUGUCUAAGGCCUAGCAGUUUUGUUUUAGUUUUUAUGGCUUAAGACAACCUGAUACUGAGAUGCCAAAGCAUCCCCAAAACAAAGCAUUCUUGGACAACUGGUAAUAUUGGGGAAGGGAAGAAAUAAGCUGCCAAAAAUGUCACACUUUUGUGCUGUUUUCUGUUGCUUUUGACUAAUUUUAAGAGCACAAAAUGUUGAUAUUUAUAGCUUUAUUUUGUAUUGCAUUUAAUGAACCAGUGAAGUGCCUAAAGAGAUGCUUAAGCUUACCCAGAAGGAUGCAAGUUGUCACUGCUUAAACUUUUGUCUGUUGGUUUGGACCUUUCGUAGUGCUUUGAGGAGGGUGGCCUUUGUUUCUGUUGCAUACGUGCAAAACUAACUGGAUAGGUUUAUUUUUAAUAUUCCAUUGGAUUGUAGAAGAUAAUACAAGAUUUUUUUCCAUUGAUGAUUUCAGAAUAGUUUUUGGAAAAUGGUAAUAUUACCAGUCAUACUUUAACACUUUCCAUUGGCAAAAUCAUGGACCACUAUGCUUUAAGUUAGUUUUCUUGCCUUUUCCUGAUACUUUGCUGUGACUUCGCAUGUUGGAUUUUUCGCUUAAUCUGUCUGUUCCAGAUUGGAAAGCUAAAUGAUUGUACACUUCUCUGCACUUUCAGACUGCAGAUUCUGCAUGUGAAAAACCUUUGAGGAAAAAUCAUUAAUUUUUCUUUAAUUUAAUGUAAUGUUGGCUACUUGGAAAAGUACCCUCUAGACAGCAUCAGACUGUCUUCUAGAGAGAGCACGGGGUAAAACAUCAGAUUUAUUUAUCUUCAAUAGCUAACUGCAAAGAUUUCUCAGAAGUGUUGAGACACUGAUACGUGUGAACUUAGAUUAACUUUCUAAGUUGUUAUAGUUCUUUUUCCUCCCUGUUGUAAAUGUAGUGGCCAUACCGAUUGGUUUUUGUGCAUAAAACAGUUCUGCUGAGAGGACUUUUCAUGCAAUACUUUUGCUUUUUUUUCAAGUGGUGGGAACCGUACAGUACUACUUUAAAUUCCUUUGCUUUGAGAAGUCAAGUAGUUCUCAAGAAGCACAGCUGAGCUCUGGAAAGGAGGUGAAACUAGAUUUGGGUAACUAAUAGGACCACUUAGUUUCCCUUCAGAAAUGCAAAGACUCUUAGAAUAGGUUGAGUUUUAUGUUUGGAAACAUGAGUGCCUUUACUUCUUUCCUUAUGAAAUAUACUUGCCAGCUCAAAUGCCUUCAGAGCAAAGUACACGAGCAGAUUUGAAAUACAGAAACCAUAAAUGGAUUGCUUCAUAAAAUUUGUAGUAAAUCAGUAAUUUUUUUUUUAAAGGUGCCAUAUCAAGUCACAUAUGGCCUGCAAGACAUUCCACCAUAGGAAAUGUCAUUGUGCAAGUAGUUUGCUAUUACUUUUUUUUUCCUUUAAUAUUAAAUGCAAACUUGAAACUUUUGGAGAUAUUUUCCAUGUGGCAUUUUUUUUUCAAAGUAUUGCAUUUACAGUGUAACAAUUUAUAGCCUAGUUUUUAUACUCAAAUUUAUGAUUUUUACUAGAUGUUUGUUCAGAAUAGGUCUUUAAAGUCAUACAGCUAUACCAUAUGCUUUAUGCACGCUUUAGGCUCACGCUGUGCCAAAUGGUAAUGUGCAAGUGUUCUUGGAAUUUUUACAUUUUUAAAGCACUCAUGAAUGUGAAUCUUCACACUUUGAUCAUUAAUUUUAUCCUGAAGAGUACCGUAGUCAUUGGAAGCGUAGAUACUCUCCCUCUGUUUUCCUUUAUUGGAAUUGAUAUUUACCAGCAUCAAUGUUAGUCCACAAAAUCCCAGCUGUGACCAACACACAAACAAAGUGUGCAGUCUCCUGUCUACUGACGAGAAAGCUUGUUAGGUACAAAUUAAUUAGCUAGCACAGGAAAUGCUGUAAGUAGGGAACAGAGCUUUGAGCAGGGACAGCUUCUUAUCACUGCAGAAUCACUGUAAAAUGUGUGUUCUGAUAGUGUGUAUUCUCGCUGUAUGGAAAUCGCUCCAUUUUUUUAGUAAUGAAGAGAAGUGAAAAAGAUACCAGUUGGAGAAAGCAUUUGCAUUUCCCAGAAUACUCCGCCUGCAGCUGAUAAUCACAGGAGUGUCAUCACGUUGGAACAGAAACCAUUUUGAACUAAGGUAGAAUUUGUACGCUUAGCUACUAAAACUAGCGUUGAGGUACCCUAUGAGAAUUUGGGUAAGCUGUAGAUGGGUUUGUAUUUAACUGUUCAUAAGACUGAACUGAAACAUGCAUACUUUGUCCCAAAAACUUCAUUAAAAUGAAAAGGGUGUACUUUCAGCUUUAAGAACUAGCAAAUUGCCACAUCAGCUCUUCCUAUGCAUUAAAGAAAUCUUAAAGCACAGGAAAAUCCAUGAUUAUAAACAAUUAGAAACCUAGUAGGCCUCUGUAUAAAUUUAGAACAGAUUAGAACAGAACAAAAAGGAAAACAUUUUGCUUCUCUCUUACUUGAGUGCAGAAGGUCAAAGCACCAGAUUCUUCAAUAGUAUUUUUGUUCGUAGCAAUGCUGAUAGAUGCUUUCAUGGGAUUUGGGAAAAGCAGUUAGUUGCCUGAAUUUCAAUGGGAAUUUAAUCAGCUAGGCAUUCAGCAAAACCCUACAAGGUGCCCACUUGCAUUUUUGAGUCAGAUUUUUAAAGAUACUUAAUCACCUAAAUUCAAUAGAAUAAAAGCAGUUUCCAUAGAGAUUAAAGGAAUAAUAUGUAGCAGAUCCAUGUGAUUUGCAGCGAUUGUUAAUGAAAUGGGUUGUUUGGGGGACUUAAUAUAGACUCGGAGAAAUCUUUUGAAAAGAGGUUAAACUGUAAGCUGCUGCUCUUGCAGAACAGGUUCUCGAUGUUUCUCAUGCAUGUGUGUUUUCCAUGCACAUUGACAUGCAUUUCAGGCUCCUAUUCCAGAGUUCGGGCUCCCUUUUAGAAGAACUGGAUUAUUUAACCUCUGCUGGCAGAAAAGAUUUAUUGGGAUUAGCAAGUGGAUAGCUUGUGCCAGGACGAAAGUUUUGGCCAGACGGAUAUAUUCCAAAUCUUCUUGAUUAAAACUGAUUUUUUUUUCAGAUAUUUUCCUUAGGCGUUCAGAUCCUUGUCCUAUAAAUAAGAGGUGAUGUUGCACAAAAGGGUUUGGGGGGUGGGGGGAAUUCAUAGUAAAUGAACUUUCCCAGAACUGCUCUGAAUAUAAAGCUGCUAGAAUUGGCUUGCCGUUAACUAUCAUUCCAAGAGCUGGACAAAAAUGUCAGUUUUCCCCAUCUGAACUUCAGAUUUAUUCUCCCUAAUGUCCCCGGCACGUGUGAUUGUCUAAAGAGAUGCACCCGCCAGCUUUUUCACAUUGGGAAAUUAUAAGUGAAGCUUUUUAUUUCCAAUCGAGAACGAAUUUGACAUUUCAUACCUACUGCAUAGUUCAUGGGUGUGGGACAUGAAAGGAGCAAAGCAGCACAAGGAAACUUCAGGGGCAUCUUGAACAGUGUUAAUUUCUCUCUUAGAGCAAGUUUUCUUGCCACGCAGUCAUGCAGCUGCUCUCUAAACACACAUCAGGCCUCUCUUGCAGACAUUUAACCCUUCUGCUGCUCGCUAGGGGCCAAAACUGUCAUUGUCCAGCCUGCCACCCCACAUCACGCACUGCCUGUCAUCCCAGCUCACAACCCUAGCAGUCUUGCAGAGGCAGCCUCUUCACCAUAACCUCCUAAAACAGUGUUAAGUUCCUAGAUUACCAUUCGUUACUGAGCUCAGAGAAUCUUUCUCCUGUUCAGAAACACUUAAUUCCAGUAUUGGGUUAUUUCUGGGCAGGAAAAUGCUAAAUCUGGUGUAAAGUAUGACACUUAGUACUUACUUAAAACAUUUAAGUAGCGAUUGCUAGUAGCGUGUCAUGUUCCAUCGCUGGAAUUACAGUAAUAAUCCAGUGGAUCCACUAACAAAAUGCUUUCUUUGGCAACACUCCCCUUGCUUGAGCCUUUUAGCUGUGCAGGCUUCUUACAGGGAAUUGUAGUGGGGAAUUUCGAGACCCUCAUGUGCAGAGUGGGUGGGAGAAGGGCAGGAGCCCACAGGGUCAUUUUUUUGGGGCUGCUCCUCGGGUUCCCUGUAGUCAGACAGCCUUCCGAACAAAUGGGUUUGGUUUUUCAUGUAUUCAGGGGAUAACUCCAAAGGCAAACUUCGUGGUUGCUUGAGACGUAGACACAUUUGGGUGUUCAGCAGAGCUCGUGGAAAGCAGGGAUCUGAAUUCUGCCCUUGUUCUCGGCCAUAGUUAGAGCCAGUAUUUAAGACGCCGAUGAAUAUACUGAAAGUGGGCAGCAACUUGUGCAGUAAGCAGCAGGAGAAGACAACGGGCUUUCUCGGGGGGACGCAACCAGCGUAGGGGGGAGUUGGCAUUUUGGCCGGUUGGAGAAGCUGCACUGUUGUGUCCCAAAGGUCCUUGUGCACGUCUGUGUGUAGGGGAGGCGGUAGGGAACACCUGCACCCAAGAUUUCCUCAAAGAUGAAACCCCAAGCUGCUCUGGAAAGCUUCCCUUUUCUUACUCCGGGGACGGAGGAGGGGAAGGGGGCCUUCCCCUUGCAGCUGCGUAAAGCAUGCUGCCGUUGAAGCACGUUGUCUCCUCCACCAGCUCUUUGAAGGGGAUUUUCAGGCAGAAGGGGUGAAUUCCCAGCUGUCCCAGCCGAGGGGCCGGGGGGACAGUGCCAGCAGACACACGCCACCGAAAGCGUGUUCCUCAUUUGCCACUCCAUGCUCAUGUUGUGCCGCCAGAUGCAAACCAGCCUUCCUUUUCGCUUCCCUCCCUGUCCACCUGCGAGGUGAGCGGCGGCCCCGCCAGCACCCGAGGCAAAGAAACGUUCCUGUAGGGAAACAAAAAUAAUUAGGCUACAGCCCUUGGACUCUGCAGCCACCAAUAUUUCACGACUAUUGGCCGGAACUGGAUAUAAACGGUAGCUUAAAGAAAAAAUAGGAAUUUUGUAAACUUGAAAUCUCUCAGUUUUACCCUUUUGCUGGAAAGCUACGUAAUGAAUGUAUACGCUUCAUCUUUCUGACAUAACUGAAAAUCAGACUGCCAACUUCUUGUUUUGUAUUAGCCUUUUUUCUUAAAAAAAAAAAAAAAAGAAAAAAGUUUGUGAGCAAUAUAUGUAGCAUGCUGUGAACGUCUGUUUUGAUCUUUAUAGUUACUCUUUAAUUCAUCAGUAUUAACACCAGUUCUUUUUUGUGUUUCCCUUGGUACUUUGUAUGCAGUGUAAUCAGAAGCUGUGAUGGGCUUUGCAGUCCCGUGCUUUGUUACUGUAACUCCUUGAUUUCUAUGAAGCACCUGACUGAGGGCCACCGUGGGCAGGCAGUGCGGCCGUACACGACUGCCACUUUUCAAUCUCUUGUACUAUGUAUAGUUUUAAGUAGAAUAAGCUUUUUAACAGAAUAUUGAUGCAGUUUAUGAUUCACACAGGCUGCAAGCGUCUGGUGAGUGAGAGUCUUUGUAUUUAUAGUUGUUGGGUUUUCUGUUUUUGGUUUUGUUUUUUUCCGUUUUUUUGGUUUUGUUUUUACUUCAUAAAGUAGCAAACUUGAUAAACAUAGCCACUUUAAACCGCUCUUGCUAAACAGACCCUGCUGUAGAUAAAAUACCACUGUAGGUACGGGGAGGAGGGCUGGCAGCGCGGGCAGCCCUGACAUGUCCGCCGUCCGCCUCCAGCGCUGCCCGGGCCCUGGUGCGAAGCAUUGCGACCUCCUCGCCUCUGUGCAUGUGUGCUGCCCUCUGACACAUACACACACACACACAUGGGUGCACACGCAGAAACACCAGCUUCACCUGAGCCUUGCUGGCGAGGAGAGGCAGGCAGACAGGCACCCAGCACUUGGAUGGCGGGCACAGUGUGUCUGCGGCCCGUGGCUUCCAGGCCUCCCUCACGUACCCAAAUUAGCCUGAUUUGACGUCCACAAAACCUGGCUCGUUAGGGGUAGGAGUUCGUGGCUUCUCCAAAGACAGUCGUGGGUCUGAGCCUCCUGUCGGGACGUGCCCACCGCCCCAGGAUUGCAGCUCUCGCCCUCUGCAGAGGGAAUAAAUCGGACCACGGCCCAGUGCGGCCUGGCCACUGCCACCUUUGUCCCCUUUGCUGCAGGGGCAUUUCAGGACGGAGGAGGAAAGACAGAGCUCUGAUCCUGCUGCUCCCUCCCACGUGUCCCCUGCGGCUCUGCUCGCUGCCAGGCGAGGGUGGCACAGGGACACGUCACCCACGCUGUCCUGUGGGCCACCGCCUGCCCUCAGCCACGGGGACAGCUCGCAGGGUCCGUGCUUUCGUGGGAGGUUUGCCUGCAGCAAGGCAGCUGCUAGGAGUUAACUGUGGGUGUCCACAGCAGCUUUCACCAUUUGUUUUUUUUCUGUUGAUGGCUGAUUGGUAUUUUUUUCUUUUUUUUUUCUUUUUUUUUUUUUGCAGAGAACAGACUGACCUAGUGGGAUGGAUCUCUUUAUUUUGUGUGUGACUUUUUUUUUUUUCUAGUUUUUAAGUUACCCGACUUGAAUUUAUCUGAACAGAUGCAGAAGGAACUUUUUUUUUGUGAGUUAAGAGACAAAAACGCAUUUUUAAACAAAGGAAUCGUGUAUUAACAUUUUAACAGCAAUUCAUAAAUCUGCACUUUUUAUGAGGUUUUGAAAAAUCUAUUUAUAGGUACGGAACAAUGGGGUUUGUUUAAAACUGUAUCGCAUUUAUACUUGCUGAAAUUACUUUCAUUGUUAUCAGUAGAAAUUUCAUUGGUUAAAUAAAACUGAUAAAACAUG